This is a messenger RNA of Etheostoma cragini (Arkansas darter), 932 nucleotides long. Its product is annotated as gamma-crystallin N-A. The record is from RefSeq and is a predicted model, not a curated record. Lineage: Eukaryota; Metazoa; Chordata; Actinopteri; Perciformes; Percidae. Gene Ontology annotation, molecular function: structural constituent of eye lens. Bases 255 to 806 code for a protein of 183 amino acids. Gene Ontology annotation, biological process: visual perception; lens development in camera-type eye. The transcript is spliced from 4 exons.
CCCAAAUCCCAAUCAUAGCAAAAUCUCUCUCCCUCCAUUGUUUCGACCCCCCCUAGCGCCAAACUCCAAUAUCAGCACUGACACAUGUAAGGGAAACUGUCCAUGUGGCGAAAUGUCUAAACCCCCCAUUGUUGUGCUUUUGUUGCCUCUGCCUCGCGACACAACCACACUCUCUGUUGGCCAUAUAUAUCUGAGCGUCCACAUUUUUCCACUCUUAGACAGUGUCACCAGUGUGGAACAGCUAACAGUGGAAAAUGUCUCAGUACUCAGGAAAGAUCGUGUUCUAUGAGGGAAAAUGUUUCACUGGGAGGAAACUGGAGAUCUGCAGUGACUGCGACAACUUCCAGGACCGUGGCUUCAUGAACAGGGUCAACUCUGUCCGUGUGGAGAGCGGGGCCUACAUCUGCUAUGACCACCCAGACUUUAAGGGCCAACAGUACAUUCUGGAGCAUGGCGAGUACCCCGAAUUCCAGCGCUGGAAUGCUCAUAACGAUCACAUGGGCUCCUGCAGGCCAGUCAGGAUGCAUGGAGAGCACUACAGGAUGGAGCUGUUCGAGGGAGACAACUUCUCAGGCCAGUGUGUGGAGCUGUGUGACGACUGUCCUUUCCUGCAAGCCAGAGGCCUAACCAAGAGCUGCAUCAACUCCCUGAAGGUUUAUGGAGAUGGAGCCUGGGUGCUGUAUGAGGAGCCUAACUACCGCGGCCGCAUGUACAUCGUGGAGAGAGGAAACUACUGCAACCACAUGGAGUGGCAAGCAGAGAACCCCAACAUCAAGUCUGUUCGCAGGGUGGCAAACUACUUCUAAACCAUCUCAUCUGGCAAUGUAACUGCGGGGAUGGGAUCAUCCACUGAGGACAAACACACCCCACUGUCAAGUAAUCUCACUAUGACUCUGUGGGGCUGUAAAAUAAUAAAAGAUGAAGAAAAUGUA